This is a messenger RNA of Chelonia mydas (Green sea turtle), 23001 nucleotides long. RefSeq names its product guanylate cyclase 1 soluble subunit alpha 2 (gene GUCY1A2). Gene Ontology annotation, cellular component: guanylate cyclase complex, soluble. Gene Ontology annotation, molecular function: heme binding; guanylate cyclase activity. The transcript is spliced from 8 exons. Lineage: Eukaryota; Metazoa; Chordata; Testudines; Cheloniidae. The record is from RefSeq and is a predicted model, not a curated record. Gene Ontology annotation, biological process: cGMP biosynthetic process; response to oxygen levels. The coding region runs from base 235 to 2370 and encodes 711 amino acids.
UGCGGCGGCAUCUGCUUUAAAACCGCCCAGCCCGGCGGAGCCCGCGGCACCCCCUGGCCAGGGCGCGGGAGGCGCGGAGCCGGGCCCGGGGCUGCAGCACGGACCCGCUCCCCGCGGCCGCGGGCACCCGGGCAGGGGCAUGAACUUCCAGCCAUGAGCCGCCCCCCGGGUCCCCGCCGCAGCCCCGCCGCGCUGCCCCUGCACAUCUGAUGCUCGCCCGGCGCCCGCAGCAGCAUGGCCCGCCGGAAGAUCUCCUCGGAGUCCUUCAGCUCGCUGGGCUCGGACUACCUGGAGACCAGCCCGGAGGAGGAGGGCGAAUGCCCCCUGUCCAGGCUCUGCUGGAACGGCAGCCGGAGCCCGCCCGGGCCGCAGGACCCGCUCGCCGCCGCCGCCGCCGCCAGGAGGGCUCCGCGCAGGAGACGGGUCAACCUGGACUCGCUCGGGGAGAGCAUCAGCCGCCUGACGGCUCCCACACCUCAGACCAUACGGCAGACUCUCCAAAGGACACUGCGGUAUUAUGAGCAUCAAGUUAUUGGUUACAGGGAUGCAGAAAAGAACUUUCACAAUAUAUCGAACAGAUGCUCCUAUACAGACUGCUCUGGCAACGAUGAAGCUGAAGAUGUCUCAGGAAUUCUCCAGUGUACAGCUAAUAUACUCGGUCUGAAGUUUGAGGAGAUGCAAGAAAAAUUUGGGGAGGAAUUCUUCAAUAUCUGCUUUGAUGAGAAUGAAAGAGUUCUUCGCGCUGUAGGUGGCACAUUGCAGGACUUCUUCAAUGGCUUUGAUGCUCUGCUGGAGCACAUUAGAACUUCAUUUGGAAGACUGGCCACUCUGGAAUCCCCUUCUUUCAGAUGCAAAGAGCUCCCCGAAGGCAACCUCAUGCUCCACUACUUUCACCCUCAUCAUAUUGUUGGAUUUGCAAUGAUGGGAAUGAUAAAGGCAGCAGCAAAGAAGAUCUACCAUUUGGAAGUGGAUGUGGAACAAGUCACGAAUGAUAAACUGUACUCAGAGGGGUCAAACCCAGGUAAUUGCAGCUGUCUUACUUUUAUUAUCAAAGAACGUGAAAAUGCAAAUAUCACAAAAGCACUUCCACUCGGAUCAUCGCAGUCUCCCUCAGACCUGAGGAUAAGCAUCAGCACCUUCUGCAGAGCUUUCCCCUUCCAUCUGAUGUUUGAUCCAAACAUGCUGGUGCUCCAGCUUGGGGAAGGCCUUAGGAAGCAGCUCAAAUGUGAUACUCACAAAACAUUGAAAUUCCAGGACUGCUUUGAGAUAGUUUCCCCGAAGGUCAGUGCCACAUUUGAACGAGUCCUUCUGAGAUUAUCAACACCGUUUGUGAUUCGGACCAAACUUGAGGCUUCUGGCUCUGAAAAUAAAGAUAAGGUGAUGGAAGUCAAAGGACAAAUGAUCCAUGUGCCUGAGUCAAAUUCUAUUUUGUUUUUGGGUUCCCCUUGCGUGGACAAGCUGGAUGAACUGAUGGGCCGAGGUCUACAUCUUUCUGACAUACCUAUCCACGAUGCUACCCGUGACGUCAUAUUGGUUGGGGAGCAGGCAAAGGCCCAAGAUGGCUUGAAGAAACGAAUGGAUAAACUGAAGGCAACAUUAGAGCGAACACACCAAGCUCUGGAAGAGGAGAAAAAGAAGACAGUGGAUCUUCUUAUUUCUAUUUUCCCAGAAGAGGUGGCUCAACGGUUGUGGCAGGGGCAGCAAGUUCAGGCCAGGAAGUUUGAUGAUGUCACCAUGCUCUUCUCAGACAUCGUUGGCUUCACAGCUGUAUGCGCCCAGUGCACCCCCAUGCAGGUGAUCAGCAUGCUGAAUGAGCUGUACACUCGAUUUGACCAUCAGUGUGGAUUUCUGGAUAUCUAUAAGGUGGAAACAAUAGGUGAUGCAUACUGUGUUGCAGCAGGGCUCCAUAGGAAGAGCCUUAGUCAUGCAAAACCCAUUGCUUUGAUGGCUUUGAAGAUGAUGGAACUUUCAGAAGAGGUACUUACACCAGAUGGAAGACCUAUUAAGAUGAGGAUAGGAAUUCAUUCAGGAUCAGUUCUGGCUGGAGUUGUUGGUGUGAGAAUGCCACGUUAUUGUCUCUUUGGAAACAACGUCACUCUGGCAAGCAAGUUUGAGUCAGGAAGUCAUCCGCGUCGCAUCAAUGUCAGUCCAACCACAUACCAGCUUUUGAAAAAGGAAGAAAACUUUACUUUUAUCCCUCGGUCCCGUGAAGAGCUUCCAGACAACUUUCCAAAGGAAAUCCCUGGGAUCUGUUACUUCCUGGAGGUCACAAGUGGUCAAAAGCAGCCAAAGCCCUCCAUUUCGUCUGCCAGAGUGAGAAAGGUUUCCUACAACAUUGGCACCAUGUUCCUUCGGGAGACAAGCCUAUGAGGCCUGCUGCAGAUCAAAGACUAGUCAAAAAAGCACAAGCCCAGAACUGGGUCAUGAGAGGAAAGUUGGAUAUUCUUUUUAUUUCACUGCCUUGUCCUGGACAAGCAGUAAAAGCUCUAUCUAAUGUCAGGCAAUAAUUAUUUUAAAAGGUGGGUGACUGCUGUCAGUAAACAAACUGGAAAGAGGGAGAAAAAAAUGAAACAAAAUACUUCUAUUUCCAGAGGAAUUAUUGGUUGUAAAUUUCAAUUUGGCCCCUUAAAAAAAAAUCUUUGGGGUUGAUUUUUGUUUUGAACAAAAGUGGGUGAUGGUUGUCUGGGUCAUUUGCACCAGCGAAGCAGAAUUGAGCAUCAGUUCUGAUUAUGCAUUCCUACAUUAAUAUGUCAUUCUCCAAGGUAACAAUGUUUUUUAACUUUCUGAACAAACAUUUCAUACAUAUACUGUAGAGUGCUGUAACCUUCCUGGCAAGAGGAGUAUAUAAUUCAGCACAAUAUUGUAGGGAUUUUACCUAUUUUUAUACAUAUUUCACUUUCUUGACAAUUACAUUCCAUAUACUGUAAAAUGAGUGAACUUUUCAGAAUAAGCUACUGUAUAUUUCAGAUAUUCUCUCUCUCUGUCAAAGCUUAUUAUUAUACAAGUGGCAAGACUUUUGACUUUUUGGCAACAAAAAUAUUAAGGAAAAAAAGAAAAAUACAUUGGUAAGUCUCUUUACAUGGCUUUUAUGGUUUAGAUGAACAUUGUCUUGCAUAUAUACUAUAAAAUGAUGUUCAGAUGUUCAGUAUUUGUCCUACUAGUAACGUGUCCAGUAUCUCCAGAACAAUGCAAACAAAGGCUUAAAGAUCAAUGUCUUGAUGGGUAAAACAAAGUUCUGUUGCAUACCAUGGGCCUCCUCUCAUAUCAUCGAUUUUAUGUAGAAGUCCUUAUGAUGAAUGAUAUAGCCUAUUGAAAGCAGCCUCCAGCAGAUAUGGGAAGCACUUUGGGAGGUAUUUCCAAAGCAGCUCAAUCACAGGAAUACAGGUUCCAUUGACUUUUAAUGGGACUUGUGUUCUUAAAUCGCUUAGGAGCUUUUGAAAAUCACAUCCUUUAUUAGCAACGUUACGCUGGAAGUUUCAUCUGCUGUUGGCUUGGCUGAAAUGUUGCUGCUUUUUCUAGUGCAGAAUAGACUAAAAGACAUAAACAUUUAAAAAACAAAAUGCUUACCUAUAGUAUAAUGCAAAUGACUGUUCAAAAUUUAGAUUAAUCAAGAUCAGUAAAAAAUAAAGGGCCAGAUUCUCAUCUAUUGAAAAUUUAUGCAACUCUGUUGUCUUCAGUGGAGCUAUACCCCAUUUACAUCAGGGGAGGAUCUGGCCCCAAAUGGUCAUGUCUUCAGACAGACUUUAUUUUUUCAGAUUUCACCCUUUCCAUUGGGUUUCCUUUUCAAUUAGCACUAGCUGUAGACCUGCCUCUGCAAGCCUACCCACAGUAGGGUCCUAGUCUGACAGACCAAUGCUGUUCUAUUCUUAGAGAAAACACUUUGUUAGCUAAUGUUUAUACAGUGCUUUUGAAGAUGUAUAGCUCUGAUCGAAAGCCCAUUGAAAUUAAAAUUAAAAUCUCAGUUUUACCAGCAGCUGCUGGGUGCUGAGCAAUUUUCAGAAUCAGACCACUUGUUUUGCCCAAGUAUUGGUGUAAGGCCCUAAUUUGAGCACUUUUUUAAAAAAAAAACUUGGCCCUUGGGUGAAAUUAUCCCUGCACUUUGUGCUAUGGAGAGGAUAAAAGGAGUCGGAAACUCACUCCUUUGACCGACAGCCUGUGGCAAUGAUGGGGGAUCAGUCAGCACAGCCUCGCCUCCAAUCCUAGAAUCUGUUUCAUGACAACUCUGCAUGUUUGGGGAUACUUAGUUUCUGGGAAACGUGGUGGGGUGGGGAAGGGCCAGCUCCAACCCAAAGGGAUUUCCUCAUGUAAGAGAAAUCUGAUCCUGUCACAAGCGUGUCCUGCUACCAUGAGGGAGAGGGGACCUGAGGUUAGCACUGAGAAUAGCUUUAAUGUGAAUGCCCCAAGCAUCCAUCUGCUAGUUUCUCCCAUGGAUCUCAGAGCAUCCCUGGGGCUAGAGGUCUCUAUCUCCUGUCUGCUAUGCAGUGGAGCAAAUGCAGCUCCUCCUCCACCAUCCAAAGGCUGACCUGAUGAAAACUCUUUGGACUUGAGAUUGCAGCAUUUCCAGCCUGACUGCAGACCUCUCCUAGCUUUCUGCAAAAGAAGACAUGUUUUGGCCUGAACCAUUAGUUUACACAUGUACAGUAUGUAAAGUGCAUUUUUCAUGCAGUGAAAACAAGUGGUGUGGACUAAAAUCACAGAUGGUGAAGUGGUCCAAUUUAUCUACCCCACCUCCGUCCCAGCACAGCUGUGGUGUUGCUUCCUAAUUUACCAGUCUGCAAACUAUUAGAACAGCUAGUAAUAUACAUAUAUUGGACAUCUAUAUUUCUAACCUGUGAAAUUUGAGACCUUGCUGACACAUCUUCACUGUGCAAUAGUUUGAUCUGAAGAUAACACCCUCUCCUGUCCCCACUGUUUUCUCUGAUCACCCACCCACCCCUGUCAAUAGCUCAUUUCAUCAUGGUAAUUCUAUGGAAAAGCUUUGUGGGUAGGCAGAUGUGACAGGCAUUCUAAUACCUUUGGAAAAUGGCAUGCAGAAGGUAGGAAUGAUACCCUGAAGAAACCCGUUGCAGGGUGUCCUUCCAAGCAGCUAAUUUAUAGUAGAAGUGAAUUUAUAAUCCUAGAGAUCAGUGUAAAAACUAAAAAUUGUUGUCAGCAUCACCAUGGAGAUAAUGGCAGUGUUUGCAAAUAAAUCUGCUGCUCCCAAAAUCCGAAUGGAUUCACACUACGAAUAUGCAAUCUCUGCAUGUAUAAAGGUGACACAUCCAAAGCAUCAGCAAUGAUGCAAAGUACUGUGUUAUUUGCUUCUGUGUUAUGACAAGUAAAGUUGAUCAAAAGCUGCCUUCCCUAGAGAGUAAUUUCCCUACCGCAGUGUGAGAGAAAAGUGUGGAAAAUUUCUCUGUGUUGUUCAAUUUAUGAUUUGUUCCUGCCGUAAUACUGCUAGCUAGCUUUUAAUUCAUUUUUGUGGAUGGCUCUGUAAAGUCUUAGCCAGGAACUCAGCAGGAUGUUAGUAAGACACCAGACUUUAUCAGUGAAGGUCACUUCUGGUGGAAAAGAAACCUUUCAGUGUGUAGCUUUCAUCUUUCUGGGGAUGUUUUUGCCUAUGGGAGUGGGUCUUUGUUCCCUGGCUGAUUUUGUGAGGGCUAGGUGAUGUAGAGGUAGACUUGUGGGGAGUGCUGAAAAGUGUGCAGAAACCAGAUACAGGUUUUGGGAACCUCCCUUUCACCCAGACAAUAAAGGCUCUUUGUAUGGCCAUGGUCUAGAAAUUGCACAAGAACAUAUUUGCCUAAUUGUAGGCAACAGCAUCUGCUGUUUCGUAGCUUCCAUAAGGAUAAAAUCUGCCUUCUCUGAUGGUGCUGAAUACAGAGGAACCAGUGUUAGUCUUUUGUACAGGACAAAGGGAAGGAUGCAAUGAGCCCAGCCAAGGGCUCAUCAACCUGUGUAUGCCAUAGACUUGUGCUCUCAGGCCCUCCCACUGCUCCAGCAUAGAGGACUUUGUUGUAGAUCCAUUGUCUCCACCCCAAUCAGACGCACUAGUUGACUCCUCUCGUGAGAGGGAACACAACAGCCACAAGGACUACACCAGUUGUGAGGCUGCAGUGUGAACCACAGGUCAAUGUAGCCUAAGAGGAAGGAUUCCUUCCUCCCGCUGAACUUCCCCAGCAUACAUGCUGUUAGUCACAUUGUGGAUAAGGUUCAGGAACUGUCCCAAUGAGCAAGGAAAAAAUAGUGGAAGUGAAGUUAGAGUGAUGGCAAAAGUUAAGUUCCAAGCCUGUGUGGUGACAUCUGCCAUACAAAGCCACAGCUUUGACGUGAGACACUUACUACUAUACCAGGACACUACAAGUGUGGUUGUCCUGCAGGAUCCCAGGGCCUUUGACUUGUGCAAUUCCCGAGAGCCUGCCCACACUAACUAUGUUUGCCGCUCUGGGUUUACUGCUCAUUCCCACAUCUGAUUGCUGAGCUGAAUGUUUGUUUGGAAAGGCAUAUUGAAGACUGGCAACUUGCCUCUACAAACAAAACCCAAAGCUUUUAAAACCUAUAAAACCUUUGAUGGGAAUUGUCUAUUCAGAAGAAGAAAUCCACAAAGUUGACUGGGGAGCAGGUCCUCAUGCAGGACUACCACACUUACUGUGUGCAUGGGACAUGUCAUGAUACUAUAGUACCCAAACAGUGCCACCUCCCAUGACCUGCACAUUUAUAAAUUGUACUUGCAGUUUGUCUGCAUUUUUCAAAAACUUGCGUAAUGUGUUGUCUCCAUUUAACACACACAUACACAUAUGAGAUGAUGCUGCAGGUGUGAUUAGGGUGACAUGCUUCAAUUCCCAAGUUAUUUUAGUCAGCAGACAAUGCAGUAUCAUGCAAUGUCCUGUACACUUGGGACUUGCUACACUCUGCUAACCAUUCUAACUUUGUAGAUUUUUUUUCCUCUGACAGUUCCCCUGGCAUAUUUAAAUGUAUAAAAGCUCUGUUGACUUGCACAUGGAUAUGAAAACAGUGCAAAUUUUCAGUGCAUGUAUCUUCAUGUAUAACUGCUGCUGUGCUCUGAAAUUUUUCAGACUACUCAAGUUGUCACAUUCACUCCAUGCAGCCCUCUGUUAUCCAGCGGAAGCACUGAAACCUGCUAGUGUCUCCCCUCUUCCAAACGAGAUCUAUUACCUGACUUCUGCCGAAUGCUCAAUUUCUGCUGAGAAAAGUUGAAUUCAUGCUCCAAUAUAAUCUCAUCGCUCAGAGCUUUGCGUUGCUGUUGUGAUGCUCUUCUGCAAAGAUUUCAGCUUGAAAUAGCUCAGAGGGAGAAGCAGCAAAUUAGCAGCAAAACACACAAUAUAUUAGGGCUUGUCAAACUUUAGGAACCAAGUGGCCCAUUUUCACAGAGAUGCAUCAGGAGAACACACGCAGCUCAUACAUAACACCAUAACUCAGAUUAAUGCUCGCACUGGAUCACUUAUCCCAUGCUCCCAUUGGGAUCUCUCUGCCAAGCAUAGGUAGGGCUGUUCUAGCUCCUAUUGGUGCCAAUAACAAAACCACUACUGGGAUGGCAUGCUUGGCAGUCUCUUUUCUAGAGAGUCUCAGGACUGCAGUGUAACAUAUGCGGAUGAUGCAAAGCUGGGAGGUAUUGCCAAUUUAGAGAAGGACAGGGAUAUCCUACAGGAGGAUCUGGAUGACCUUGUAAACUGGAGUAAUAGUAAUAGGAUGAAAUUUAACAGUGAGAAGUGUAAGGUCAUGCAUUUAGGGAUUAAUAACAAGAAUUUUAGUUAUAAGCUGGGGACGCAUCAAUUAGAAGUAACGGAGGAGGAGAAGGACCUUGGAGUAUUGGUUGACCACAGGAUGACUAUGAGCCGCCAAUGUGAUAUGGCCGGGAAAAAAGCUAAUGCGGUCUUGGUAUGCAUCAGGCGAGGUAUUUCCAGUAGGGAUAAGGAGGUUUUAGUCCCGUUAUACGAGGCACUGGUGAUACCUCAUCUGGAAUACUGUGUGCAGUUCUGGUCUCCCAUGUUUAAGAAGGAUGAAUUCAAACUGGAACAGGUACAGAGAAGGGCUACUAGGUUGAUCCGAGGAAUGGAAAACCUGUCUUAUGAAGGGAGACUCAAAGAGCUUGGCUUUUUUAGCCUAACCAAAAGAAGGUUGAGGGGAGAUAUGGUUGCUCUCUAUAAAUAUAUCAGACGGAUAAAUACCGGAGAGGGAGAGGAAUUAUUUAAGCUCAGUACCAAUGUGGACACAAGAACAAAUGGAUAUAAACUGGCCAUCGGGAAGUUUAGACUUGAAAUUAGACGAAGGUUUCUAACCAUCAGAGGAGUGAAGUUCUGGAAUAGCCUUCUAAGGGGAGCAGUGGGGGCAAAAGACCUAUCUGGCUUCAAGAUUAAACUCGAUAAGUUUAUGGAGGAGAUGGUAUGAUGGGAUAACAUGAUUUUGGCAAUUAAUUGAUCUUUAAAUAUUCCUGGUAAAUAGGCCCAAUGGCCUGUGAUGGGAUGUUCAGUGGGGUGGGAUCUGAGUUACUACAGAGAAUUCUUUCCUGGGUAUCUGGCUGGUGAAUCUUGCCCAUAUGCUCAGGGUUCAUCUGAUCGCCAUAUUUGGGGUCGGGAAGGAAUUUUCCUCCAGGGCAGAUUGGCCCUGGGGGUUUUUCGCCUUCCUUUGUAGCAUGGGGCAAGGGUCACUUGCUGGAGGAUUCUCUGCACCUUGAAGUCUUUAAACCAUGAUUUGAGGACUUCAAUAGCUCAGACAUAGAUGAGAGGUUUUUCGCAGGAGUGGGUGGGUGAGAUUCUGUGGCCUGCAUUGUGCAGGAGGUCAGACUGGAUGAUCAUAAUGGUCCCUUCUGACCUUAAUAUCUAUGAAUCUAUAUGUUGCUGGCCUAUGUGUUGGCAGAGCUGAGGUGGGGGAAGUUUGCACAGCAACUGCCCAACUGUCCCCUGAAGCCAGUGAACUAGUUCCUCACGUUCACGUAAACUAAACAUUCAGCCAUGUAUUUUAAAGAUAUUUUUAACAAUGGUAUUAAUUGCAAUAAUUUACUAACAGCACUGCAACAAAAAUGUACACACUAUUAAACCUCUCAUGAAUGAAAGAUGUUCUUAGCCUUGGCCAUAAGAGAUCAUGCAGAAAAAAUCAGUUAAACAAUAUAUAAUGGGGGGAACUUGAUAGCUCAGUACUAGGAUGCAGAGCAUUCACCUCUACAGUAGGUCACUGGUUCACCUUCAAUCCAAAUCAUUAUCAUCACUAGGUCAUUGCAGUGGUUCAGUGGUCUUUGCAAAGUGAUCUUAGUUUGUUUCCUACGGGACAAGAGUUUACAUUGCAAAGACCACUACACCAAGUGAUGUGAAGUAGCACCCUUGUUAGCAGUCCCAGCAGAAAAGCCAAGGGUUCCAGUGGGCACAGAUGCUGAACUAGCCUCUGGCUCUAAGAGUUUGUUCUACGUGGACACUGUGAGACAGAGGGCAGGGAAAACUUGAAUUUGAUGAGUGGACAAAGAUAGGAUGGUAGUUCCAGACAAACGUGUUUGUUUAUUGUUUUGUGGAUGGAAGGGAGAGAGGAAAGUGCAAGAGAACAGAGUUGAUACUUGACAGAGGCCUAAUCAGUACCCUCAUAUUCUCGCUGUAGAGCUCAGAACUUUCUAGCGAGCAAUACAUAAUACCCUUGUCCAGUCAUAAUGGUGCAUCUUAACCUUGUCAUCUAUCCUGCUGCUCAUAGAAAUGUAUUGCUGAGAAGCAAAACAAACAAAAAUAAAUGCUUAGCAGGUACAUAAGCAUAUCCUGGGAUGAAUCAAUUACAAUAUGGUAGCCACCACAGUGGCUUACAGGAAGAAGGGCUGGAGAGAGUGACUGUAAAACAACCUCUUCCUUCUUGUGGCUGGAACCUUUAAAGAGGAGGUCAGUAUUCACUGUUACUGGAUAUGAUCCAUUAGGGUGUGAUUUAACAAAGCAUGUGCUUAAAUCACACUCACUAACUCACCAUGGCCCAAUUCAGAAAGAGUUUUAUGCGGCCUUCUCUUGAAGCAUUUGCAAGAGUAUACAUAACUCAUUGUUAAGUAAUCCUGUAAUGAAAGAUGGAAGCAAAAUGCAUAAGCUCCAGCGAGCAGAGAGAUGGUUGCCCGGCAAUCCUUAAAAUGGAGUUUUCUGGCUUUUGUACACUUAAAUCUCAAAGUUAACAUUGUAUUAGUAUAAUGGCUUGCAUUGAAUUGUAUAUACGCCUUGGAAAAAAAUUUCCCUAGCAAUACCACCUUAUGAUUAUUCUUGAAGCAAUAAAUUAAUCCAGGGAAGUGUUAAUUCUUGUAAUAUCUUCUGGGUCAUUAUUGGGAAAUAGAUACAUACUGUAUAUCAGCAAUAAAGCAAAGAGGUGCGUGGUAAGGGGAUAAUCUCUCCAGUAUACAAAGCAGUAAAUGUGUUGAGACUGAUUAAACCCAAUCCCUUCUCUUGGACUGUUAAUCCAUCUCAUCAUAUAUAUAUUGUCAAUAUACUACAAAGUCAUUAUUCAUCCUUCCCUAAUGAGGUCUGGACAUGGUGCGCCUCAACAGCUGGUUUUUCUGGGACCUAUUGCAUGUGGGACAUGGGUAUGAAUAAAUAACUGAGCAAAGAAUGUUUUUAAAAAGUGAGAUAUUGUUUGAGGGAGUGGUAAGUGCAGAAACGAAGUGAAGCAAUCGGAUACAUGGAUACAGUUUUUGAUUUUUCCAAGGUUUCUGAUUGGUUGAAAUUCUCCUGUAAUUUUAUGAUGAUCAAGGGGUGUGGUUGUGCCAGAUUAUUUGUAUUCAUUAUGUGGAACAAAUUUUUUAGACACACCUAAGCGAUGUAGGCUCCAAAGCCCAAUUUUCAAAAGAGAUUUAAGCACUUAAGACCCUAAAUUUCAUUGAUUUUCCAUGAGACUUAGGCUCUUAAAUGUAUAAAUCACUUUUGAAAAUGUGACUUAGAUGCUUUUGAAAAUUUUAUUCCUAGUGACAUAUGCAGCCAAAAGCUAAGUGUCUGUUUUGUUUUUAUUUUGUUUUAUGUGGGUUUUGUUGUUUUGUUGCUUUUUCAGCACUACAUUUCAAGGAUGUAAUGUGGUGUCAGCAUACAGGGUUGGGAGUCAGGAGACCUGAGUUCUGUUCUGUGCAGGUACUCACACCUUAUUCAAGGUUGUGUUCCCAGCUCUGCUGCUGAUUUGAUUUCUAAACAUUUUUAAUCUCUCUGCACCUAAUUCUUCUGAUCUGUAAAAUGGGGAUAAGACUUUUUACCCACUUUUUAUAAUGUGUUGUGAGGUCCUCAGAUGGCAAGUGCUGCACAAGUGUCUGACUGUUUAUAGAAUCAUAGAAGUGUAGGACUGGAAGGGACCUCAAUAGGACUGGAAGGGACCUUGCGUUGCUUUUGCCUUGAGUGCAGGGACUCAAGGCAAUAACAAGGCAAGGUAAUAGCUAGACCAUUGCUGACAAGUGUUUGUCUAACCUGUUCUUAAAAACCUCCAAUGACAGAGAUUCCACAACUUGCAUUGGCAAUUUAUUCCAGUGCUUCAUUCCCCUCACAUUUAGGAAGCUUUUCUUAAUGUCCAACCUAAAUCCCCCUUGCUGCAAUUUAAGCCCAUUGCUUCUUGUCCAGUCCUCCGAGGAUAGCAAGAACAAUUUUUCUCACUCCUCCUUGUAACAGCCAUUUAUGUACUUGAAAACUUAUCAAGUCCCCCAUCAGUCUUCCAUAGACUAAACAAACCCAGUUUUUUCAAUCUUUCCUCAUAGGUCGUGUUUUCUAGACCUUUAAUCAUGUUUGUUGCUCUUCUCUGGACUGUCUCUAAUUUGUCCACAUCUUUCCUGAAAUGUGGCACCAGAACGGGACACAAUACUCCAGUUGAGGCCUGAUCAGUGCAGAGUAGAGCAGAAGAAUUAUUUCUUCUGUCUUGCUUACAACACUCCUGCGAAUACAUCCCAGAAUGAUGUUCGCUUUUUUUGCAACAGUGUUACACUGUUAACUCCUAUUUAGCUUGUGAUCCAUUGUGACCCCCAGAUUCCGUUCCAUAGUACUCUUUCCUAGGCAGUCAUUUCCCAUUUUGUAUGUAUGCAACUGAUUGUUCCUUCCUAAAUGGAGUACUUUGCAUUUGUCCUUAUUGAAUUUCAUCCUAUUUACUUCAGACCAUUUCUCCAGUUUGUCCAGAGUGUUUUGUAUUUUAAUCCUGUCCUCCAACGCACUUGAAACCCCUCCCAGUUUGGUAUCAUCUGCAGCCUUUAUAAGUAUGCUCGCCAUGCCAUUAUCUAAAUUAUGUUUCAAGAUAUUGAACAGAACUGGACCCAGGACCAAUCGCUGUGGGAUCCCACUUGAUAUGCCCUUCUAGCUUGAUUGUGAACCAUUGAUACUACUCUCUCAGAAUGGCUUUCCAACCAGUUAUGCACCCACCUCAGAGUAGCUCCAGCAAGGUUGCAUUUCCCUAGUUUGUUUAUGACAAUGUCAUGCGAGACCGUAUCAAAAACCUUACUAAAGUCAAGAAAUACCACAUCUACCGCUUCCUCCCAUCAACAAGGCUUGUUACCCUGUCAAAGAAAGCUAUUAGUUUGGUUUGACACUAUUUGUUCUUGAGAAAUCUAUGCUGACUGUUACUUAUUUACUUAUUAUCUUCUAGGUAUUUGCAAACUGCUUGAUUAUUUGCUCCAUUAUCUUUCCAGGUACUGAAGCUAAACUGGCUGGUCUGUAAUCCCCCAGAUUGUCCUCAUUCCCCUUUGUAUAAAUUGGCACUAUAUUUGCUCUCUUCCACUCCUCUAGAAUCUCUCCUGUCUUCCAUGAGUUUUCAAAGAUAAUUGCUAAUGGCUCAGAUAUCUCCUCAGUCAGCUCCUUGAGUGUUCUAGGAUGUAUUUCACCAGACCCCGUGACGUGAAAACAUCUAAUUUGUCUAAGUAAUUUUAACUUGUUCUUUCCCUAUUUUAGCCUCAGAUCCUACCUCAUUUUUACUGGCUUUCACUCUGAUAGACGUCCAAUCACAACUAACCCUUUUGGUGAAAAUUGAAACAAAAUAUUCAUCUAGAACUUCUGCCAUUUCCACAUUUUCUGUUAUUUCUUUCCCCCCUCAUUGAGUAACAGGCCUACCCUGUCCUUGGUCUUCCUCUUGCUUCUAAUGUAUUUGUAGACUGAUUUCUUGUUACUAUUUAUGUCUCUAGCUAGUUUAAUCUCAUUUGUGCCUUCCUAAUUUUGUCUCACACUUGUGUUGUUUGUUUAUAUUCAUCUUUUGUAAUAUGACCUAGUUUCCACUUUUUGUAGGACUCAUUUUUGCAUUUCAGAUCGUUCAAGAUCUCCUGGUUAAGCCAGGGUGGUCUUUUGCCAUACUUCUUAUCUUUCCUACACAGUGGGAUAGUUUGUUCUUGUGCCCUUAAUAAUGUCUCUCUGAAAAACUGCCAAGUCUUUCUAACAUUUUCGCCCUGAAACUUGCUUCCCAUGGGAACUUAAUUACCAACAACCUGAGUUUGCUAAAGUCUGCCUUCUUAAAAUUCAUUGUCUUGAUCGUGGUGUUUUCCCUCCUUCCAUUCCUUAGAAUCAUGCACUCUAUCAUUUCUUGAUCACUUUCACCCAAGCUGCCUUCCACUUGUGAUUAUGUACAAAUCUCACUUUUAAAAAAUGUCAGUCAAGUUUCUAGCCUGCAUAUUUUUAGAGAAAAGUUUGAAAAAAGUGAAACCUUAAAGGCUCAAAGGGCAAAGAAAAAGAACAAUCAAAUUUUUAUUUUAGUACCUUGAUUUUAUUAUUUUGAUUUUGGGGGGUGCUUGUCUUAAUUUUUGAAUGUUUGGGGUUGGCCAGACUGUAGUUAGUGAAUGUGAAACUUCUGGAUAGAUAUGACACAAACUAUAGAAAUGAGGCAGCUUGAAGAGUUUGUAGCAUAUAGUUGCAUUGUGGUGAUGGAUGCUUUGGAAAUAUACGAUAGAAAUGUAGUAAAUAAACACCUGUUAUUAAUAAGAAGUGGAAUUUCUACUGCUAUGCAAGAGACUUUUAUUGGAAGAUGAUGUCUAAACUGAAAGUUCAUUUGUAGGAGUCUGUAUGUAACUCAGCCCACAGUGCAGAGAAAUGAUGUCAGCUUGUGUCUGUUGCACAGCUAAGCACUUUAUACUGUUACUUCAGAGACAAUCCUGUGGGUGGGAUUUUAAAAGGGCCUACAUGAUUUAGGAUGACAAGUUCCACUGGUUUCAUUUAGGCCUUGUCCAGACUAAGGUUUAAAGGUGUAAUGUUGGAAUGCAUUCGCUGACAUGUUCUUACUACAUAUUUGAAAUGUCUAGUGUUGACAAGGCACUCUGAAGGAAACCCUGGCCUCAUUGAAGUCAAUGGGAGUCUUCAGUUAAUUCCAAAGGGGCCAGGAUUUCACCCACUGCCUUUGACAUGUGUCAGAGUAACAGCCGUGUUAGUCUGUAUUCGCAAAAAGAAAAGGAGUACUUGUGGCACCUUAGAGACUAAUUAAUAAUGUCUCUCUGAAAAACAAAUAAAUUGGUUAGUCUCUAAGGGGCCACAAGUACUCCUUUUCUUUUUGACAUGUGCUAAAUUAAUAUGUGGCCAAACUAAAUUAGGGUGGAGCCUAGGCUUUAAUUCAACCAGUUUAGCAUGUGUUAAAGUACAUACUGCCUUAUCUAUACUAAACUUCAUGUCUGUUAAUUAGAACAUUAAUUAACAUGUUCUAACAUCACACCUUUUAUCUUAGUCUAGACAAGGUCAUAGAUGCUUUUGAAAAUCCCCUGCAUUCCCAGUACACCUUGUCUAUGCUUCCAGUUUAUAUUUGCCAGCUAACUAAUUAGCAUUUUGUUAAAUUGCACACUUCUGGUGUCUUUGUUGUCAGACUACUGCCAUGUAGCUUUGAGCCCUCCACUAUACCAUUUGACAUCUGGGAACUUCAGUAUUUCUUACCUGACAAUGACGAAAAAUUAUCUGGCCAAAACAAAUAAUUAUUGAGAGCAAGAGUCCACUCUUUAAUCUAUGACACCUAGGGUCUUUUGCCAAAUGAGGAAAUUCUGUGCUAAGCUUUGAAUGUUGGCCUAAUGGGAAUGAUCGUUUUCUAUAAAUUAAGUGAUAUAUUGGUUGCAUGCCUCUCCUUUCUUCCUUUUAAAAUUGCCAAUUCCAUUCCUAAGCCAUCUAUGCAGAGUUCCACUGAAAAAAUGAUGGUUACAGAGGCCAUGGGAAUGAUUUAUUUUGGCAGAAGGAUGGAGGAAAUGGUAUGUAGUCAUUCACACUGCAAAUUAUCAUUUCCUCAAGAGACAUGAAAUUUAGAAAUACUAUCAUGCCUAAAAGCUGAGAAACCUUGCAGAUUUUCUUUGUACAGUAAAUGGUUCCUGUAAUUACUAGGAAAAAAACAAAGUUCUAAGAUAGUGGCACCCCAUCUGACAUGAACUGCUGUGAUAAUGAAACCCAAACGGUGCUGAAUCGCCUGGCUAUUAUUCUCACUCACUUUAAAGGUCAGCUAAGAAGCUAAUUUCCCAAGUGGUGUGCGUAGCUUUGAGACAAGGCAACACCAGUCUUCUUUCCAACAAAUGUACUCUUUAGAGGGACUGGAUUAGUAACUCACAGGGAUAAAAAUAGAUCAUCUAUGGAUUUGGCAGAGAAGCCUAAAUUCAGUAACAGAGAAGGUAAAUCAAAAUGUCAGAACAUCUGGAGAAAGAGCAACAAAGAAUCCUCAAUCCAAAGAAACACACUCCAGAGAUUAAAAUAAAAUAAACAUGAACUACCAAGUGGAGUACUGACAAGAUUUAGACUUGAUUCUAAUUUUUAUUCCUUACAUACCAACUUCAGGUUGCUUUGAUCAGUUGAAUCACUUUUGCCAUAAUGGCAGACUUGAGUGCCUUAAUUUGGGCUUGAUCCUGUGGGGGACCCAGAGGCUGUACUACUGAAUUCAGAGAUAUUGAGCUCCCAAAAACUUCAGAUGGAAGUGCUGGUGCUCAGCACUUCUGCUAAUCAGGACAGUUGUUGUUUGGAUGGCAGAAUAUGGAUCCUGAGGCUUAACAUAACCCAGUUAAAAAUUAUGAUUUAAAUCACCAAGUGGAAAACCUAGAUUUAAAUCAUCAGUUUUAAUCACCUUUUCCAUUUGUACUUCAGCUAUUUCUAAAGAAAGAUGCAUUCUCAUUGGCUGAUAUAACCAUUAAAACAUGUUGAUUUACAACUAAAUACAGACUUUACACUAGAUUUGGUACAUCUUUUUGAUACGUAGGAGGGCACACUAUAACUAGAGGUUUCAGAGUAACAGCCGUGUUAGUCUGUAUUCGUAAAAAGAAAAGGAGUACUUGUGGCACCUUAGAGACUAACCAGUUUAUUUGAGCAUGAGCUUUCGUGAGCUACAGCUCACUUCAUUCCACGAUAUGCUAUGCAUCCGAUGAAGUGAGCUGUAGCUCACGAAAGCUCAUGCUCAAAUAAACUGGUUAGUCUCUAAGGUGCCACAAGUACUCCUUUUCUUUUUACUAUAACUAGAGUAAUUUUCCGUGGGGGAUGGAGUCAUUCUUACAUAAUUUGAGAACUGAGCUAGUCAGAGCUUAGGGAGGGAGAAGCUAUAAACUAGGAGAAUGAGACCACUGAGGUGGGCUCAGUGGAUGAUCCUGAUAAGAUACAUGAUGGUAUCUCCUGGAGUCAGAGGCCAGGUCCCAAUGCCUGUGAUGACUUUGCCAGUCUUUUGCAACCAGUAGCACAGCCGCUGGGUCCUCAAAAAAUCAAGCCCUUAAUACAGUACAUUGUGCCAUAUUUAUAAAACUUGAUCUCAAAAGUUAGGUGUUUUCCCCCUGAUUCUUCCUUUACAUAGCAAAGCAGCUUUUAAAGGCAAAGUUUUUGAUAGAGCCUCACAGCUUCAGCCUAUUUAUUUUUUUAUUUAAAUGUUUUAAGAGCUUAUAAUAAGUUUAGGCCUUAACAUAUUCUGUAUUAAAUUCAGAUUUCAUUUUAAAGAGGUUUAUUUUUAAAAAGAAAAUCAUUACAAUUUAAAUUUAAAAAAAUCAAUUUUUUUUCAACAAAAUCAACAAUUUUUAUGCACCUUGCAUAACCCCUACAAGUCUGAAAUGUUUAUGGCCAAAGUGAUUCAACUGACAUAAACAAAAGCCAAAAACUGAUAUGAAAUGAGUGAAUUAAAAACAAACAUACCACUUUAAAGCAAGUCAAAAGUUUGAAAAUGGAAUCCUUUGCUUUUAACAUUCACAUCAAACAUUCAUAUUUUAUAUAUAUGAGCAUUCGCCUAUUUUACACUAAGAUUUUGCCAUUUUUGUGAAGUAGGUUUACUUUUUGUUUGGCUUUUUUGGCAUUUGCAUCCAUGACUUUCUCUUAAGUUCAUAUGUAUAUUCUGUAUGUGUAACCUAUUCUUCAGUGUGUUGUGUGCCCCUCUUCUAUGCGUGAUCCAUUAAUGUGGCUAUUAAUCUGCUGCAGCUAAGGGAACUGAGCCUUUUAGCUCAGGCAGGAGAGACUCAUACUAUAAGCUCUAGAGGAAGUGGGUUCAGUUCCUGGCAAAGAUAACAAUGGCACUUCCACAUGUACACGCACAUACCCAAAAUCAAGUAAAUUCCCCUUCACUAUUUCUGAAUGUAAAAGUGAAAGGAAUUAGUCUUUGUAUGUUUCAGAUAGAAUUGUCCCUGUUUUCUGUAGAAAUUCCCUCUACUGUGUAUUAUCCACAAACUUCAUCUUUUUCUUCAACUCUGACAUUUCAAAUCCAAACAUUGAAAUGUAUAUUCUGUUAAUAAUCUUUAAAUUAGGUCAUUAAAUCACUAUGAAACAUAUUUGUAAAGAAUCUGUGUUGAGUGUGGUUAGUGUAACCCUGCAGGUGGUGCUCUGUCCCAUGUAGUGGCACCAAGACCACUUAGAGAUGAAUGAGUCUGCUACAGUCUUAGCUAAGGGCCAUGUGGCUUUCAGAUCAUGCAGUAGAGGCACAUGGACUAAGCUUCAGAGGUCCCAGGUUCAAUUCUGCCUGCUGAUGACCGGAGUCUGUUGGCGUUACAAGUGGGGGCUUGUCCAGGAUAUCAACUGGGAUGUCUCUGAAGCUCUGGAUGUGCUUCCUCAGCUAACGGAAGUAUCUAACCCCCACACCUCUUGAAUGUGGUGCCCCGUCCCAUGCAGUGGCGUAGCCAGGUGGAGAAAAUGGGGAGCAGAGAUAAAAACCAAAAAAAAAAGGCAGCACCCGCUAGUACUCACCCGGCGGCGCUCCAGGUCUUGGGCGGCGGGUCAAGGACCCCGCCACCGCAAUGCUGCCAAAGACUGGAGUGAGUGAAGGACCCAACGCCAAAGUGCCGCUGAAGAACCGGAGUGCCGCCUGACCCGCCACCCAAGACCCAGUGCACCGCCGGGUGAGUAAAAAUUUAAAAGGCGCCAAAGAAUUAAAAAGGCACCACUUCUGCUCGGUGGGGGAGCGGCCACUGCGCUGCUCCCCCCCUAGCUACGCUACUGGUCCCAUGUAAUGGCACUGAGAUCACUUAGAGAUUAAUGAGUCUGCUCUACAGCCUUAGCUAACAGCCAGGUGGCUUUUAACUCAUACAGUAGAGGCUCAUGCACUAAGCUCCAGAGGUCCUAGGUUCAAUUCUGCCCGCCGAUGACUGGGGUUUGUCAGUGUUACGUUAGCACCUCCGAUAGAAUAGUGUAUUAUCAACAGAAAGGGCCCGAGUAGUGUAUGAAUUUUUGGUCAUUGUGUGCUAUUAGAAACCUAACCACAACAGAGAGUAGAAGACUGCAUCGGGUGUGGGACUUAACUAGUAUUAAUAUAACAUGACUGGCACUUAACUAUAUAACAGUAUUACUAUUAAGCUUGUACAAUUAAAAGAACAAAAUCCCAGGAAAUGCAAAGGUUAAGACUCCAUCACCAUUAACCUGGCUGCAUUCUACAUUCUAGGUUUCAUGGUAUUUGUUUUAUAACAUAAAUGGCAUACUUUGCUGCACCGCUAACAGGAUAGCUAGGAAUAUGAAACACGAGAUGUGUGCAAUUCAGCAGAGUGAAGAUUGCUGUUGGACCCUACCUCUUGCAGCUCUUGGUUGUGAUCUUAACACUGCAGCCUUAACUCUGAUUCAACAGAGCUAAUUUUCAAAAAGAAAAGGAGGACUUGUGGCACCUUAGAGACUAACCAAUUUAUUUGAGCAUAAGCUUUCGUGAGCUACAGCUCACUUCAUCGGAUGCAUCAGAGCUAAUUUUGGUUUUAAUACCUGCCCUAGGAAAGUGUUAGCACAUAGUUGUGCUGCCUCAGGAUCAAACGGUGGACCAAACUGUGAUACAAUAGGGUGUCUGGCCCAUAUCUUGCUCCAGUGGAGGGAGAAGUAAGCUGUGCCAGUCUGGUACCCAGUGCAGAUUAAGCUGGUCACCAUGUUAGGCCAUGCAGAUUCAAGGUUCUGCCCAUGCCCCACUGACCUGCAUGGGAAGGGCAGCAUCGUCCCUGCAGAAGCUGCUCUCCUCACACCUUGAAACUCCACAUACAGGUUGUCCAGCCAGGGAAGUAAGGUCCUGCCUCUACUGGAGUUAUGAGCACAAGAGCUUGUAGAUUGGGUCCUUAAUCACUGCCAUAUUAGGGCGCAUUUAAAAUGCUUCUUUAAAACAUUAUAGAGUUAAUAGAAGGUAAUGUUUAAAGAAAUACUGUAAUGUAUUGGCACUGUUUUCUUUUAAUAUAAUGGUCUCCAGUGCUGUGACUUACUUUACAUAUAGUUACUUUUUGCUAAGGUACAAAGUUCCAUAUUGUGUUGAUGAGACUCUGUAGGGGCUGAUUCUCCACUCUGUUAUCCCAGUGCUACACUGCUAUACCUUCAUUGUACACCCACGUGAAACUGCUGGGAGUAGGGAAUCGGGUCCAGGUUGUGCAGUUACCUUUGAUUGAAGAGAGGGAUCUGUGUUCCACAAACAGAUCAUUUUGUGGUUUGUUUUUCUUUUCAUGGAGUGGGGCUUUUGAAUUAUGAAUUAUGAGAAGUUUUUGUAAAAUGAACCAGAACUAAUGGUGUGGACUUCAGGGACAGAGCUGCAGCAAGGCAUAGCGUGUUCGCUUCCCAAACAUUUUUAACAAUUAAUUGUAUUUCAUGUGCAAAAUUUUGCUUAGCAAAAAAUAUUUUUGCCAGUUGUCUACUUCCAUUGUCCCAACCUCCCUGCCAAUGGAAAACCAUGCAAGGCAAAGCCCCAAACUGCUGACGCUGAGCUGAGGAAUAUCCUAUCUCUCCCUUCCUUUCUCUUAUAGGGCCUGAUUCAACUUGGUUGAAGUCAUUGACUUCCACGAGGACUGGUUCAGGCCAGUGUGGCCCAGUGCUGAUGAUGUUAGUCUGGUCCCGUUGAUUUCGGUGGAAUUUUUUUUUUGUGUAGAGACUGAGGACUAAAUCCUUCUCCAGUAUGCUCACAUGCAGCUUCAAUAGAAGCCCUCCAUGUGUAUCCAAAGAUAGUAUUUGGGUAUGAGUGAAAACUUUUGAUUAUAGAGGGGUCUUUCUAUGUUCCCUCCUCCUCAUUUCUAGGCUGUGGAAUAUUCUAUGAAAUCUUCCCAGCCUGUGGUCUGUCCAGAGCAGAGUGAUGGCUACAAUGUCAGUUGUGUGAAUUGUCAUGAGAGGGUCAUUGGGCCGGAAAAGCAGUGUUUAUAUUUUGAAAGCUGGUGGGGGGAGGAAAUUGUACUGCACUACAAAAUAUGAAGGUGAAAUGCCGGAGAUGUGUGUGCAUUCAAGUGGAAAUUGACUGGUUUCACUCUGGUGUGAUCAUUUUUUUUUCAUAGCUGCAUAACAUAAUUUUAAUGUGCUCCAUACAAUUUUGAUUUAGUUAAAUGUUUUCAGUAAAGAUUUAUGCACUGUUUGUACAAGCAGUUAGAGAGCUGUGAAACAAAAAAGUGGAAUCUUGCAGUAGUGCCAGGAGAAAACUUGUAUGGACAUCAAAUUGAGUCUCUCUCAACAAUUUUAAAGUUGUCUAUCAGUAUUGGUUUUUAGAACACUGUUGACUUUGCAGUCUGAUACACUGCUCUCUUCAUAUAGCAUUAGCUUUCUGGGUUAGGAGAAAAUAAUUGGCCAGAAUAAUUCCCAUUUCGCAAGUGAAUGAGUGUCUGUAGCCAUUUCCGGUAGCUUAAUAGUAAAAACAUCAUUCUAGUGUCAUGUAAACGAGCAAACUCCCUCUAGUGGUAUAUGCAUGUGGCAGGUCAAUCUCUUAAUGUGUUGGUUUUACCAUUAUGAACUCUCAUGUGGACAGAAAAGCUUCCUGAUGAAUUUAUUAGGCCAGGCUUUUCUGUGGUAUAACCCCAUUUAAACCAAUGGAGUUACAUGGGAAAAAAUUGCCUAAUUUCCCCAACAAUUUAACAAAGCAAUCCACCUGCCAAAAAAGUCUACAAAGUAUUCCACAUCCCAUUUCAUAAAAAUAGUUUGUUUACUGGAAUUCACUUAAAAGUCUGUGCUUUCUGGAAGUGACAGUAGUUCUGUCUGAUUAAAAAUGAGAACUUAUGACUGCUUCCUUACUAAGUGAAUUUGUCUCUAACCAAAGAGUUGAAUUAGCUACCUGAAAAUUAAUAGAAUUUGGUUCUGUGAUGAUGUCUUUAACUGGUAGUAGUUAAACUACAUAAUAAAUAUACCAGCGAAAUCUGCUUUGUAGUAUGAAUGAAACUGAGCAAGAAUUACUCAAGGUCGCAGCACCAGUAAAAUAUAAUAACAGAAUUCAGUGUUAAUCCCCGUAUGGGGACAUGAAUCUAUGUAAUACAUUUAUGUGCCAUAUGUAUAGGCCAUGGGAAAAUUGUGUGUGCAGUGAACUACACAUGGUCUUAAAGCUUUAACAUCUGUACUGCUCUUCAUAAUAGUAGAAUGUAUAUUUUGAUAGCUGUGACCUUUGAGCUACUAAAAAAAAAUUGCUCUGAAGUUUAUUCUUCUUGUUUCAUUUCCAUUCUCUGAGCCUUUGUGCACACGGGUCUCCUUACAGGAUGUUUUUUUGCAGGUGUUAGGGGGAAGGGAUGGGCAGAUGCUAUCUGCAAGUGUUGUAGCUAAAGAGAGCAGUGAAUGUCCAUCCUGGAGAGCCUAAAUCUUUUAAUGAUAAACAGCAUUGUUUAAACGUGUUAGAGAAAACGAGGCAGAUAGGAUGAACAGGUUUCAGAGUAGCAGCCGUGUUAGUCUGUAUUCACAAAAAGAAAAGGAGGACUUGUGGCACCUUGGAGACUAACCAAUUUAUUUGAGCAUAGUCCCUUUUAAACAGCCUCCUGCUGUUCAGCCCCUGCCAAUUUUAUUAUUGUCCUUCCUUCCAUUUCUUUUCAAGCAGGUUAUGUUCAACUUGUGAUCUGACUUCUGUAAGGUGUGAGUAGUUUGGGGGCAAAAAUGGUUCCUCUUAUUUUACAUGAUUCCUUUUCCCAAAGUCACUUCAUGCCUCAAACAAGGAGAGCAAACUGUACAAACUCAGUGUGGGUGAGUUGUUAAUAGAAAAUGCCAGGAUUAAAAAAAAAAUGCCCAAGAUUAUCUUUUAAUAACUCACCCACUAUGUGUUGUGACUAUACAUCUUGCUUUCACAGUGCAAGCUGCUGUAAUGCUGUUUGUUAGUUUGUCCUGAAGACUUUUCAUUGUUUGUUGACAUAUUAGAUGCCUAAGGUGUACACUAUAAGGAAAGCAAUAUACAAUAUACUAGAUAUGUUCUACUUUUAGGCUAGUACUCAUAUAAAUGUUUCUACAUGAAAUGCAGGCUUUAAUGUUCUUCACUGGACAAAGCAGAGACGCUUUGCCUUGUUGAAAUAAUAAUGUAACAACACUUUAAUUCAACAAACGCUUGUUCCUCCCACUUGUUUAAUUCACGAUAGGCUCUAUCGUCUUUAUGACCACCCCACAAAUGCAUUUUGAAAGGAAAGGGAAAAUGAAUGAGCUACUUUAUUGCAUGACCUUGACACAGUACCUGAUUCAUAAAAGAAAAAUAAAUCCAACAUCUCAUUUAUGGGUUAUUAAUGAUGGGCCAAUCUGCAAAAGGCUCAGAGGUUCGGUUUGGAAAAGCAUUCAAGGGGUUGGGUGCUUAUUCGGGCUCUCUGAAAUUCUUGAUUCAUUACUGUAAGCUAUUUCAUGAAGCUUCAUGUAUGUUUUCCUUCUUUGUGCACUAGGAGAGCAACCUUUAUUGAAGUGUUUUAUCACUCCUGUUUCCAAUCUCACCGGAAGUUCAAUAUAAACGGAGAAAUAA